UCUCGCGUGCCAGUCUCGCUCUUUUAUCGUGAGGCGAGGCCUCCCCGUUGCCCCGCCAGCUCGCUUCUCAUUCUACAAUCUACCAAUCUACCCCUACACCCUCCCGUCGUCAUCACAGCCUGACGACACACAGCGCCGUUAGACUCUCCGAACCUGUACCUCCCGCUCUCCACAUCUACAUGCUACCACUAUCAACUACACCUUCCUCCAUCCUACCCUAACUCCCGCCCCAUCUGCACAGCCAGACAAAGUACCUCUAAACCCCACCAGCCAUGCCAGCCACGACCCGACGAACCCGUGGCGCCCCGCCCGCCAAAGGCGCCCAAUCCACCCUCUCCUUCAACGGUGCCGCCACGCGAGUGACCAAGCACACCGGGCCCGCGGGCAAGGACCUCAAGAAAGCCGAGCCAGCGAAGCCAGCGAAGGUUGAUGUCAUAGAUCUAGACCGCGCCGACGACGCUGUGGUGGAGGCAGAGGUGCAGACGCCACCGCAGGUCCAGCUCCCUAAGCCGGAGAGUGCGUUGACGCCUGAGGAGGAGAAGGCGGAGAAGGUGCCGCAUAGCCAGGUACUUAGGUACUGGAAGGCGAAGGAGGCGGAGCGGUUGGCUCCAAGAGUUCACCAGGAGGGUUUGAGCACCGAAGAGAAGAUCCUGCGGUACUUCGACAUGUCCUCGCAAUACGGGCCCUGCGUAGGGAUCCCACGCCGCAAGCGCUGGUUGCGCGCGCACAGGCUCGGUCUGGCGCCGCCCAUUGAGACGCUCGCUGUGCUGGUGAAGGAGGAUAAGAAGGGCAAAGGGGGGGUGGAGAAGGCGCAGCUGGAGUCGCUGCUGGAGACGAUUGGUGGGGACCUUUGA
Messenger RNA from Pseudogymnoascus destructans, 854 nucleotides. RefSeq lists its product as uncharacterized. Lineage: Eukaryota; Fungi; Ascomycota; Leotiomycetes; Thelebolales; Thelebolaceae. Gene Ontology annotation, biological process: DNA synthesis involved in DNA repair; DNA-templated DNA replication. Gene Ontology annotation, molecular function: DNA-directed DNA polymerase activity. The coding region runs from base 273 to 854 and encodes 193 amino acids. The transcript has 3 exons. Gene Ontology annotation, cellular component: delta DNA polymerase complex. The record is from RefSeq and is a predicted model, not a curated record.